Hydra vulgaris (swiftwater hydra) is the source of this 909-nucleotide messenger RNA. RefSeq lists its product as uncharacterized. Gene Ontology annotation, molecular function: DNA binding. NCBI's taxonomy places the organism in Eukaryota, Metazoa, Cnidaria, Hydrozoa, Anthoathecata, Hydridae. Gene Ontology annotation, cellular component: nucleus. The record is from RefSeq and is a predicted model, not a curated record.
AUGGAUGAAACUGGUAUUACCACAGUUCAAACUCCAGAUCAUAUUGUAGCAAGAAAGGGUUUUAAACAAAUUGGGCGUGUUACUUCGGCUGAGAGAGGCAAUUUAGUAACUGUGGCAGUUGCUUUUUCUGCCGGUGGAAAUUUAAUUCCUCCAUUUUUCGUAUUUCCUCACGUGAAAUUUAAAAGCUAUUUUUUAAAUGGUGCAACUGAUGGAAGUGCAGGCGCUGCAAACCCAUCUGGUUGGAUGACUGAAAUUCAAUUUUUGCAGUUUUCCCAUCAUUUUGUCAAAUAUGCCAGAAGUACAAAAGAACGACCUGUUUUGUUGCUAUUAGACAAUCAUGACUCUCAUCUUUCAGUAGAGGCUUUAGAUUACUUUAAAGAAUAUGGGGUAUCGGUUUGUUCAUUUCCUCCUCAUUGCAGCCAUAAAAUUCAACUUCUACAUCGAAGUGUAUUUGGACCAUUUAAAAAAUACACAAACACAGCUUGCGAUGCGUGGAUGACAAUGCACCCUGGUUCCACAAUGUCUAUUUACAGUAUACCAGGUAUCGUGGGUAACUUAUUUCCAUUAGCAUGUACCCCUAAUAAUAUCAAGGUUGGUUUUGCAAAAACAGGAAUUUACCCACUAAAUGUUAACAUGUUUGGUGAACACAAUUUUAUGCCAGCCUAUACCACAAAUAGACCACCUCCGAAACAAGACUGUGCUGUGGAAAGUACAGUGCUAAAUAUAAGUAAUGUAACGGAUAUUGACUUUACAAUAUCUGAGAAUAACAUGUUAAAUGCUGGUUGCUCAAAAGAUAUAGAACCACGUCAAGAUAUUUCAUAUUCAAGCAGUAAUGAUGUACACAGUGCAUCUACAGAGUCAACUGUAGUUCUAUCGCCUGAAGAUUUAAGACCAUUCAAAAAAGCUUAA